CAUGGUUUACCGACCGUACGUGCUCGCUCAUGCGCUGCUGCAAGUGAUCUGUGUCAGUCUGUGCUGCUACAAUGAAAAUAACGUGAAUGAAUGGUCGUUACAAUGAUGUAGCAACACUUGUGUAGCAACGUCAUCACUAAUUAAGAUGUGGCCAUUACUAGGUAUGGCGCUACGCAGGUAUGCAAUUGCCUUGACGCUUCCUAUAGCUGGAGUUGUCGGCCUCAUUGGAUAUCACAUCGAAGGCUGGAUUUCGGAUCGCUACACACCAGUGGCAGCACCGAUUACCCAACAGCGUCAAGAACGACUGCUCGAAAACCUUGAUUCAGCAACAUCAAAGAAACAUAAUCCAUUGGAGUUACAUGGUAAACGCAGAAAGGGGACGAUUUUUCAUUCGCUGUAUGAUUCCACACCUAUAAUACAUAUGUUCGGACGCAAGUAAUUGUUCUUUCCAGAUGAUGAAUGACAAUUAUAGCGAUAGAUUUGUUUGUGAGCAGUAGGGUGUUUCAGAAAAAACUUUUCUGUUUCAAAUCAAGCUCAAAAGUUUUGUUCAAUUAUAAAAAAAAGCCUGUUAAAAUCUGAACACAGAGUCCAAAAAUCAUGAAAUUUACCGUGAAUGCAAUUUUGACCUUGAAUAACUUUCAAACUUGUAGACUUAUUAAAAAACGAUUCCAGACCUUUGUUGUAGAGCGUUUAAUUCCCUACGAAAAUAUCUGUCGGUUAUGUCUGGACACUAAUUUAUUAGCGAGUGAUAAAAUUCAAAAGCGACGAAUAACAUUUUUUCCAUGUUAAUCACGACGGACAUGUAGAUAUGAAAAUAUUAACCAUAAGAUUUGAACAGGCGUUUUUUUUAGACUAAAACGAAACUUUUGAGUUUGUCUAGGAGAAAAGUUCUUUGAAGCACCCUGUUGAGUAGCCUGCAAUUACAGACAAUUACAUAUUUACUACCAUUAUAUGAAGUUCUCCAUAUUGCAAUAUAAUCAAACGGUUUCAGAGGAACUUCCGAUAUAUAUCAAAUUUGAAUAUAUUUUGGGUAUAGUUAUUGGUUUUGCACACCAAACUUGUAAAUCACAAUGUGCUCGUAUGUUUGACCAGGCCUCAAAAUGCUAUUUGGAAAAUUUGCCUGAAAAAAAAAUAAACAAACAAUGAACUGUGUGUAAUAGUAUACAUGAACCAGGGAACGCGUUAGUAAAUAAAUCCAGAUAUACUGA
Messenger RNA from Athalia rosae (coleseed sawfly), 1208 nucleotides. Its product is annotated as small integral membrane protein 12. The transcript is spliced from 3 exons. The record is from RefSeq and is a predicted model, not a curated record. Bases 146 to 439 code for a protein of 97 amino acids. NCBI's taxonomy places the organism in Eukaryota, Metazoa, Arthropoda, Insecta, Hymenoptera, Athaliidae.